AUGUAUCUUUAUAUUAUUUAUAAAAAUGGGGGCAUUACGAUUGCAUUAUCAAAAUUUAGAAAGAGUUUUUUAUCAAAAAUAAUAAAUAAUCAUUCUAUUAUCAUACUUUUGUUAAUUUUUACUUUUUUUAAUUAAAUCAUCUACCCAACUUUUACAAUAUAUAAAAAGCAAAUUCUUAGAAGAUUACCUUAUGAAAACGAUGUUUAUUUAUUUAGAAGACUUAAUUAAAUUUUAUACAAAGUAUCAAAGGAUAAAAAAAAUAAUUCAGCAAGUGUUACUUUGAUUUUAUCAUUAAUUAUUUAUGCAUAAUCUCAGUACUGCAUUAUAUUUUCUAUUUUUUUUUAAAAAAAUUUAUGGAAGUGUCCCAAGAAAUGCGUUUUAGACAAUGGACGGAAUAGGAAUCAAUGUUAGUAAAAAAAUACAAAAAAUAUAUUCGUUACAAUAUUUUCAGCAAUCAUUUCGUAAUGCUAUUUAUUAUUUAUAUUGCUUUAAACAUAGGAAUUAUAAAAUAACUUAAUAAACAUUGUCUUAGGUGAUUAAUAUAAACAAAUAUUGGCUAAUAAUUAUAUGAUCGUAUUAUGUAUAUUCAAUAAAUGUUCCACCUGUUAGUUUAUAUACUGUUCUAAAAAACAUUAAAAAAUUCUUUAUUUAUUUAUUUUAAAAAAUGUAAAAGAAUGA
Molecule: messenger RNA, 678 nt
Organism: Tetrahymena thermophila SB210
Lineage: Eukaryota; Ciliophora; Oligohymenophorea; Hymenostomatida; Tetrahymenidae
Product: transmembrane protein, putative
Exons: 2
Source: RefSeq, a predicted model, not a curated record